This is a messenger RNA of Benincasa hispida (wax gourd), 1636 nucleotides long. Its product is annotated as putative protein phosphatase 2C 24. Lineage: Eukaryota; Viridiplantae; Streptophyta; Magnoliopsida; Cucurbitales; Cucurbitaceae. Gene Ontology annotation, molecular function: cation binding; protein serine/threonine phosphatase activity. The record is from RefSeq and is a predicted model, not a curated record. Gene Ontology annotation, biological process: protein dephosphorylation.
AGGUUUUGAUUCCAAUGUUUCCAACAUAGCCCUUCCCUGUCCUAAACAGCCUUUUGAUUUUAAUAACAAUCCCAUAGUUUCCAGUUUAUACCCACCCAAUAUAUGGCUGAUAUUUGGUUUAAUGCUGCAGAUGAUGCCCAGCCCUCUCCCCCGCCACGAUCUCGAUAUCGCCGAAAAAUGGACUUUCUUAACCUCAAAGGCGCCACCGCCGCCACUGCCGCCGAUAAUACGGCCAGUGCUUCAUCGACGGGACGGAAACGCCGCAGUAUGCAUUCGAUCUCACGGCGGUGCGAAAAUGAAGAUCAUGAGAACAGAGGGCAGAGGAAUGAAGAUAACGUUGAUGAAGUUAAAUAUGGGGUUAUCUCAGUUUGUGGCAGAAGAAGAGAAAUGGAGGACACGGUUUCUGUUCAUCUUUACUUUGCUACUCAAAAGAAUCAACCCCAAAUUCCUCUUCACUUUUUUGGGGUCUUCGACGGCCAUGGCUGCUCUCAUGUGUCGAUGAGAUGUAAGAAUCGAAUGCAUGAAAUAGUGAAAGAAGAGAUUGAUGAAAGGGAAUUAAAUGAAACAGAGGAAUGGACGAAAAUAAUGCAAAGAAGCUUUGGGCGUAUGGAUGAGGAAGUAAUGAAGGAGUACUCCAACAAAAUUAAACAGAGAGAUGCCUCCGCCGCCGCCGCCGGCUCAUUCUCCUCCUCCCACAGUCUUAGUUGCAGAUGCGAACUCCAAAAUCCUCAUCAAUACGACACCGUUGGAUCUACUGCUCUCGUUGCCUUACUGAUGCCCCACAAGUUCAUCAUCGCCAACUGCGGCGAUUCUCGCGCGGUCCUUUGCCGAAAAACUACCGGAAUCCUCCCUCUUUCCUCCGACCAUAAGCCGGAUCGGCCAGAUGAAUUGUCGCGAAUAGAAUCUCGAGGUGGAUGUGUGAUAAAUUGGGAAGGAGCGAGAGUGCUGGGAGUUUUAGCGACAUCAAGAGCUAUAGGCGACAGUUCUUUAAAGCCUUAUGUGAUAUCAGAGCCAGAGGUCGUGGUAAUGGAUCGAACAACGGAAGAUGAGUUCAUCAUAUUGGCUACCGAUGGCCUGUGGGAUGUUGUUACAAAUGAAACUGCAUGUGACGUCGUUCGGACAAGCAUGCAGACGCAACGGUUGUCGUCGUUGUCAGAAUCAUCGGAAUCGGUGAUUGGUGAAUCUAACAAAACAUGUUUGGAUGCUUCCAUUUUACUGACAAAGUUGGCAAUGGCCAAGCAUAGUGAAGAUAACAUUAGCAUUGUGGUUAUAGAUCUGAGAACAACAUCACCACCACAACUAAAACACUGAGAGUAGGAAGAGAUCGGAUUGGAUCGCAAUUUCAUUUUUGUUUCUGAUUUUUUGUUUUUUUGUUUUUUUGUUUUUGUUAGUUUUUGUUUUUACUUUUGUUUUAAUUUUACUUGGGGGUUGAAUUUUAUAAAAGUUUUGGAAAAUAAAAUACGAUCAAACCUAUAUGUUUGAGCUUAGGAAGUAAGGUUGAUCCCUUAUGUUCAACUCUAUCUUGACGCAUUUCUAUCAUGCGAUUGAUACAAUUUUAGAAAAAGAAAAAUAUUUAAAUACUUUUUAGGCGGCAUGUAAUUUUAUACACUUUAAAUUAUUCAAUUAAUAUUCAUAA